Molecule: messenger RNA, 1027 nt
Organism: Wasmannia auropunctata (little fire ant)
Lineage: Eukaryota; Metazoa; Arthropoda; Insecta; Hymenoptera; Formicidae
Product: coagulation factor IX-like
Exons: 3
Biological process (GO): proteolysis
Molecular function (GO): serine-type endopeptidase activity
Source: RefSeq, a predicted model, not a curated record
AUUGUAGGCGGGUACCGACCAAAUAUCACGGAAUUUCCAUGGCACGCCACGAUGUACCGCGAUGCACCAAGCGGGCCAAAGAAAUUCUUUUGUGGAGCAUCCAUUAUUCAAGAAAACCUCUUGAUAACGGCAGCUCAUUGUGUAUUUGAUGAGAACACUAGGCAGCUAAUUGACGCCAGUCAAAUUUAUAUAUUAGCGGGAAACGUUUUUCGCGAUUACGAUUAUCCCUAUCAUAAUCCAAACCUCGUUAAAAGGAAUCAGGUGAAACAUAUUUACAUCGUACGCAAUUAUCUAGGACUUAUAGGAAAUUACCUCUGGGAUAUCGCGAUAUUAGAACUCGUCACACCGUUUGUCUUGUCAACUUGGUUGGUUCCCGUAUGUAUAGACACUUUAAGCGACAGGAGUGUAUUGGAACCGGGCUCUUACGGAAAGGUAGCGGGAUUCGGUAGAACCGCAUUCGGUGACUCUAGUGCAGUCUUACAGACUCUGACCGUGCCUGUAAUUUCGACCAGUCAAUGCAAAUCCGCCAGCCAAAAUGCUAGUACGGAACAAUUUAUCACUAAUGAUAAGUUUUGCGCAGGUUACACAAAUGGUUCUUCUGUUUGUGACGGUGACAGUGGCGGCGGAUUAGUUUUUAAAACUAAUGGUUUGUGGUAUCUUCGAGGUAUCGUUAGCGUUUCCCUCGGUACGAUACGAGACGGUGGGACUUAUCAUUGCGACAACUACUUAUAUUCAUUAUAUACAGAAGUAUCCAGGCAUAUUUCAUGGGUACAAGAUGUUAUUUUAAAAAUAGAACAAAGUCAGACGCAUAAAUUAUGCUCAAACGAGUCUCAAACGAGGUGUUCUUAAUUUUUUUUUUUUUAAUUUUGAUUCGAUUGGUACCACCGAUUAUACGCAUUCAUUGAAACAAGGCACUUAUUUCGUGCCUUAGCAUUAAGUUAAUACUAUCGAUAAAUUAUUUAUAUUCUUUGUUGAAUGCGUAAUUAUGUGAAGUUGCAAUUUUGUUGAAUGGAACAAUUAAGAACUU